AUGUCCUCGUCCUUUUCCCGCCGGCGAACGCGCGACCACCUCGGCUCGGACGACGAUGACGGCAACACGACAGCAUCAUCUGGCGCCAAUACACCGAAUAAGCGCCCCCGCCUCAAGACCAACGGUGACGCUCCCGAGACAAAUGGCUCGGUGCUCAAUGACUUCUCGCCCGGCGCCAUUGUGCGGGUGACGGUCGAGAACUUUGUGACGUACGAAAAGGCUGAAUUCUUUCCCGGACCGAACCUGAACAUGGUCAUCGGCCCCAACGGCACGGGCAAGAGCUCGCUCGUGUGCGCGAUAUGCCUAGGGCUGGGCUACAGCCCGAAGCACCUCGGACGGGCCGGGUCGAUCAAGGAGUUUGUCAAGCACGGCAAGGACACGGCGACCAUUGAGAUUGAGCUGUGCAAGCGGGAGCAGGACCGAUCCAACCACGUGAUUCGGGUGCAGAUCCGACGAGAGCAGAACAACCAGAAGUGGUGGCUUAACGGGAAAGAGACGACGCACAAGACUAUCCAGAACCUGAUGCGCCAGCUCAAGAUCCAGGUUGACAACCUGUGCCAGUUCCUGCCGCAGGACCGAGUCGUCGAGUUCGCCGCCAGCACCCCCAUCGACCUGCUUCACGAGACGCUGCGCGCCGGCGCACCCGAGGAGAUGCUCGUAUGGCAGGGGCAACUUCAGGGCCUGCACAAGGAUAAGAAGGAGCUCACGGCAUCCAUCGAGGCCGACUCGGACAGCCUCAAAAACCUAGAGAACCGCCAACAAGGAUUGCAGGCGGACGUGGAUAGAAUCCGCGAACGAGAGGAGAUCCAGACGAACGUCGAGAACCUCAGAGCGGCGCACCUCAUGUGCCGCUACCAGGAGGCCCGCGAGGCCUUCAGGGCCGCAAAGGAGCGCAAAGCCAAGGCCCAGAGGUCGCUCAGGCGCUUGGAGAGCGAGAGCGGGCCCUCGCUCGAGGCCGUCAACCGCAAGCAGGAAUACGCCAGGAAAGUGGGGAAUCUGAUCCCGGCCAGGAGGGCGAUCGUCAAGGAAGCCGAGAGGAAAUCUCAAAACCUGGCGGCGGCAAUGAUCACGGCCGCGGACCAAGUCAAGGAGUUCCAGGAUAAGAUCGAUGCUGAGCGCACCGGGUUCGAAGCCAAGAAGAGAGAAUUGGCGGGCAUACGGGCCAAGAUUACCAGUCUCCAGGCGGACCUGCAAAAUCAACCGCCCGAGUUCAAUGGUGGCGACUGGAACCAGAAGAUUAGAGCUGAGGAUCACAUCAAGAGAGAUCUGGAGUCGGAGCGAAGACAGCUCGAAGGCCAGAUUCGCGACCUACGCGACAAGGGCAAGAGACUGAACGGACAUUUGAACAGGAUUGCCGAGGACAUCGAAUCCUUUGACACCUCUCAAGGUCAGCAGCUCGCCUUGAUGAAGAGGAACUUUCCGGACCUAGCCAGGGGAUGGGAGUGGAUUCAGGAGCACCAGGACGAGUUUGAGCAGGAGGUCUUUGGCCCGCCCAUGGUGAGCUGCUCGAUCAAGGAUGAGAGAUACUCGGAUCAGGUGCAGUCACUGCUCCAGAACGACGACUUCUCGUGCUUCACGGUCCAGACCAAGAACGACUACAAGAAGCUGUCAAACCAGCUGUACAAGGUCAUGAGCUUGUCCGUAGUCAUCAGGAGCUGUGCCCACUCUCUCGGCUCGUUCAAGCCGCCCGUCGGACCUGAUCAAGUGCGGGAGCUGGGUCUCGACGGCUUCGCCAUCGACUUCCUCGAGGGUCCUCCUACGGUGCUGGCCAUGUUCUGCGCCGAGAGGGGCCUCCACAGGUCGGGCGUGUCGCUCAGAGACCACGAAGACGCCCAGUACGAGAAGCUGGUGCACAGCGGCGUCGUUAGCCAGUGGGCCGCCGGCAAACAGUCCUACAUGGUCCGCCGUCGUAAGGAGUACGGGCCCCAGGCCAUGACGACGGUGACCAAGAACAUCGGGCGCGGCCGCUUCUGGACGUCGCAGCCCGUCGAUACGCAGGAGAAGGUCGAGAUGAAGAAGCGUGAGGCUGAGCUCAAGGGCGAGCACGCAAUGCUCAAGCAGGAGCACGAUGCUCUGGUUGGGAAGCGCACCGACAUCGACACGCGGAUGGCGGAGAUUGAUGACAAGAUUAUGAACCGCAAGGCUCGUCACGAGACGAGCAUGCGGCAGAUCCGCAAGGUGACGACAGACCUGCAGUACGAGUGGGACAGGGCGGCAGUGCGGCGAGCUGAGGCGGUGAUGCGGCACGCGUCGUCGCUCGAGGCCAUCUCUUCGGCCCACCGGUCUCUCGUGGAGGCGCAGCUGUGGCACCUAGAGGCCGAGUCGGACAUUGAGGGGCUCAAGCGACGCAACGCGCACAUCAUGUCGCAGCUGGAGGAGGAGCGGCGGAUCGUGGUGGAGGCGACGGCGGCGUCGGACGAGGCCAAGGAGCGCGGUCAGCAGCUGGGCAACGAGACGCGGGCCAUCAUGGAGCCGCACGACGAGGCGUGGCGCGCCGUCAUCACCAGCAGCUGCGAGGGCAAGACGGCCGACGAGGUGCACAUGGAGAUGGAGGCCGAGGAGGCCAAGCUGGAGCUGGUGCACGCCGCCAACCCCAACGUCCUGCGCGAGUUCGACCGUCGGGCCGGCGAGAUGGACCGCCUCGCGCGCAAGAUCGAGGGUUCUCGAGAAAAACUGGAGCGUCUGGACCUCGAGAUCGGCAACCUCAUGGCCCGGUGGGAGCCGGGACUGGACCGUCUCGUGUCCAAGAUCAACGACGCCUUUGCCUAUAACUUUGAGCAGAUUAACUGUGCGGGGGAGGUCCGGGUGCACAAGGAUGAUGAUUUUGACCUGUGGGCCUUGGAUAUCAUGGUCAAGUUUCGCGAGAGCGAACAGCUCCAACAGCUCAAUGCCCACCGUCAAUCCGGCGGAGAGCGGGCCGUCUCGACAAUCUUCUACCUAAUGGCCCUCCAAUCCAUGGCCCAGUCCCCCUUCCGCGUCGUCGACGAGAUCAACCAAGGCAUGGACCCCCGCAACGAGCGAAUGGUGCACGAGCGCAUGGUGGAGAUUGCCUGUCGGGAGCACACGUCGCAGUACUUCCUCAUCACGCCCAAGCUUCUCACCGGGUUGAGGUACGACCCCAAGAUGAGGGUACUGUGCAUCGCCAGCGGGGAGCAUAUGCCCCGUGAGGGUAGCAAGCUCGAUUUCAAGAGGUGUCUACGCAUUCAGAAGAGUCUCAAGAAGCGCGUGAGGUAG
Geosmithia morbida is the source of this 3234-nucleotide messenger RNA. RefSeq names its product Chromosome segregation ATPase. The coding region runs from base 1 to 3234 and encodes 1077 amino acids. The record is from RefSeq and is a predicted model, not a curated record. Gene Ontology annotation, biological process: double-strand break repair via homologous recombination. NCBI's taxonomy places the organism in Eukaryota, Fungi, Ascomycota, Sordariomycetes, Hypocreales, Bionectriaceae. Gene Ontology annotation, molecular function: ATP hydrolysis activity; ATP binding. The transcript is spliced from 4 exons. Gene Ontology annotation, cellular component: Smc5-Smc6 complex.